Aspergillus mulundensis is the source of this 2493-nucleotide messenger RNA. Its product is annotated as putative dynamin family GTPase. NCBI's taxonomy places the organism in Eukaryota, Fungi, Ascomycota, Eurotiomycetes, Eurotiales, Aspergillaceae. Gene Ontology annotation, cellular component: membrane; microtubule; cytoplasm. The transcript is spliced from 6 exons. The coding region runs from base 1 to 2493 and encodes 830 amino acids. The record is from RefSeq and is a predicted model, not a curated record. Gene Ontology annotation, molecular function: GTPase activity; microtubule binding; GTP binding.
AUGGUCGCGGAAAUGCACGCCCACACCCGCAAAAGAUCGACGAUGCACGAACCAUCCGCACGUUGUCCCAAACACGGAUCUCAAACCCGAGACCUCUGGGCAUCAUUUCCGAAGCAGCAGUCAUUAUCUACCACCUGGACCUGGGCAUCAGUACGCGCUGCAACCGCGAGAGGUGGGGGCGGUAUCACCUACGGUUCAAUGACGCCAGCAAACCCAUGCUUCUCGCCAACCACGUACUACUACACAGGGUUGUACAAAGAACUCCGGAUGUACUUCCACGGUUGGGGGCGGUGCCUGCAAAGUCGACCAGGGUGUGAAAUGGUUAAAACUGACCAUCCGGCCUGUUCCCAAAGCCUGUGCUCCGAACUCGUUCAACAAGACGUAUUCGAACUCGCUAUGGGAAAAAGAAUCCGCCACUUCGUUGGAGUGGAAAGCUCCGAGCAGCUUGCGUUCAUUGACGAGCUUCACAAGCUUGGGCUUAGCAGCAGCAUUGAACUACCCGAGCUUGUUGUUGUUGGUGAUCAAAGUACUGGAAAGAGCUCCGUCCUCCAAGCGAUCACUGAGAUAUCUUUUCCGGUGAAGCAAGACACCUGUACUCGAUUUCCAAUACAGAUAUCUUUCCGCCAAACUGCCGAGGUGGCCGUUCUGCCUGUCAAGGCAACUAUAACUCCCGGGCGGCUCAUGGCGAGAGAUGAUGCGUUUCGCGCAAGGACAAAGGGUUUCUGCAUUAAAAGCGAAGCCCUGACGCAGGACGCCUUGAAGGAUAUGAUUGACAAGGCUACUGAGUGUAUUUUCGAAAAAGACACGGUCAAGAGUGACCGUCUAUCUGACGCAGUCCUUCGCAUUGAACGUUCAGGCCCAGAUGAGAUGCACUGGUCCAUAGUUGAUCUGCCAGGCUUGGUCCGGAACGGGGCUUCGACCAUGCCCAAUGGCUCACCUACUACUGGUAACGGUGUGACAUCGGCCACAGAUGGAGCUAUUGCUGAGGCGCUGGUGCGCAAAUACAUGCAAAAUGAGAGAAACAUUGUUCUACUUGUCGUUGACGACGUCGAUGUUCGUCGCCAGAGAAGUUUGGAGAUUGCCCAGAGCAUUCCAGGAUCACAAAGCAGGUCUAUUGGAGUUCUUAGCAAGUGCGACAAGAGAGAGGAAGGAUCAGGCGAAUGGAUGGUCUCUUUGCUGCAGAACAACCGAGUUGCAAAUGUUCCUCACCUGGAACAUGGCUGGUUCGGGGUUCGAAACAGAAAGCCGAUUGAAUCUGACCUUACUGAUGCCGAACGCGACGAAGCUGAAGAACGUGAGUUCUCGCGACCUUCCUGGCGGGAUGCACCCAAGGAUCGGUUUGGGAUCAGGGCUUUGAUGAACUAUGUCGAUCGAGAGCGUCGUGUGCAGCUACAAAAAGGCAUGCCUCAGAUCAUUUCCGAGAUUCGCCAGGAACUCAAAGCGUGCGAAAAUGAUCUUACAAGAAUGGGAGAGGCCAGAACCACGCCCGGCGCGCAGCGGGCUUUCGUAUGGCAAUUCUGCACCAAGAUGCAGGAGAUGACUGAGGCUGCUCUGCGUGCUAGAUAUCAGGAUAUUGCCUCGACAGAUCCCAGUCGACGUCUCCGUUACCUUAUACGGAAGCGGCUAGACGAUUUCGCUGGGGACGUUUUUAAAAUACGGGCACUCUCUGUAAGUUUCGGUAAACAUGAGAGCCAUUGGAAGGGCCUUCGGGAUUCCGAUCCUCACUCACGGGAGGAUUACAUCAAGAACGGAAAGGGCAUAAGCUCGAUCAUAUAUCACGAGGCCUUGGUCAGUCUUGGAACAGGCCUGCCCGGCAGCGUUCACCCGGAUGUUGAAGAAACAGUCUUCCGCAAAAUGUCUACGCAUUGGGCACGCUACGCAAGGGACGCGGUCGAGGACGCAAAGCUGUGCGUUAAAGACUGCUACAACAUCCUGCUUCAUCUGGCGAUACCCAAUAACCGCGUGCGAUUGGAGGUCAGCAAGCUCAUCAGCGGGAAACGGGAGGAGUGGAAUAAGGAUACGGACAAUGCUCUGCGAGAGCUCAUCGACGACAACCAAGUCCGACCACUGUACACUGGGGAUCCUGAAUUUCAGCAAAAACUGGACUCUCUGGACAAGCGGCGACAUGAAUUCUUCAAUCAAAGACAAAAUGAUGAUCCUGGUUCAGACAGCACACCAAACCAGGGAAGCCCCCUCCCCAGCUUGGUGGACAACGUCCUCCAAACAAAGAUCAAGCUCGAAACCUACUAUCGCAUUGCUGUCUAUAGGUUUGUGGAUAAUGUGGCGACUCAGGUGAUUGAGCGGCAUGUGCUGGGGCCGAAAUGUCCACUACGUGCUGUCUCUUCUGAGACGUUCACUCGGCUUGACGAUGAUCAACUCGGCCGGAUAGCUGGGGAGGACGCAGUCGACGUUUCUACGCGGCAAAGACUGGAGAGGACAAGAGACGGGUAUCGAAAGGCCCUUGCGCGGUGGGAGCAGCUGAGUGUGCUUUAG